Molecule: messenger RNA, 3066 nt
Organism: Serendipita indica DSM 11827
Lineage: Eukaryota; Fungi; Basidiomycota; Agaricomycetes; Sebacinales; Serendipitaceae
Source: the annotation of a GenBank genome assembly
AUGGAAAACGUCACCUAUACGAGUUCUGGCGCCUUGAGUCGCCAACAUUACGCCCUCGUCAGUAAACAGGAACAAGCGGCUUCAGCUUUGGAAGCCGAAAGAGUGACGUGGGAUGCCUACGAAGAGAUCAAGUCACGUAUGGGCAAAAGACCGAGGCAAACUGGCUCCUCUUCCUCGAUUGCCAACUUGUUUGCUGCUGGAGCGCGUGACUGGGGUCUCAGUCUACCGUCCUCGAGCGUUGCUUGGAAUCCCAAGCAGACGCGCGAGGAUCUUCUCUUGUUAUUGUAUUGUCGGAAUUCGUCCAUGGAGAGUACACGCGUAAUCUCCAAAGAUGAUCUUCAGUUUGCGUUGCCGGCGGCACUGACCCUCGCAGAAGCGGGAAAGACGGUUGACGAAAGGCGGACGGGGUACCUUUUCUGUUCUGAAAUUAUCUCGCCGAAUCACGAAGCACACCUGUUGAUCAUCAACACGGUCAGAAAGGACUUGGAUUCAACCUUUGUGCCACGGAUUCUGCUGGCUUUGGAUUAUUUGAUUUCUUCACCCAAUGCCGACGCUAUCCCGGCAGUCCUUACUCGACUGGAGACAUUGCUGGCUUACAAGUCUCCCCAAGUGCGAUGUCGUGCAUUACAUGCGUUCCGUAUACUCGGCGCGUUGGAUCCAGAGAUACUACAUCACUGUCUUGAUACACUUCCGAAGCGAAUCCAAGACCACGAUAUAAGUGUCAGGAUUGCGGCACUUCUCCUUCUAGAGGCCUGCUUCGAGCGCAACGUGGUAGACCUCAAAACCACGGGUGACAGCCUCAUGGAGAUCAUUCGGUCAUUCAAAUUCAAACAGAGCAAACUACCUCAACAUCAAAUCGCGCUCGUCCUUCGCGCAGUCGAUAUUCUCGGUCGCAUCAUGCCCAACUUUGAAGCGGAUCGUGAAAUAUUUGCUACAAUCCUUUUUCAACUUGGGGAACGGGCCGGUGCUCGACAAGCAUGGGCGCUUGUUAUAUCAAUCUUUCGUGCACUUUCGAGAGUUCCGGAACAAGAGAUCCUUGUACUGUUUGCACGAAGGGUGGCAAAAGGAAAAGAUGUUACUCAUCCGCUCUCCUUCUUGCACACCCUUUUGCGAACGAAAGAUCCGAACUCGACGAGGAUCCUCUUGCAAAUCCUUUCAGUCUUGCCUGCAGUCGUAUGGGCUGGUGGGACUACAAAUGUGCGCAUGCCCGUGGAUAGAGUGUCAACAGUGUUUGACACAGGCGAACACACUCCCAACGAGAACGUUCACGCGGAAAUUGACGCUGCAGAUCUUUUCGGCGAGAGUGUGGACAAGGAGCCGCCUGCCUCAAGUUUACCUGAGGAUCAAACCGAAACCACAAAGGUUACGUUUGCGGCACUAUUUGAUGAAUCGUCCGUAGGUGCGCUUAUCGGAUUUCUCAAAGCAAGGGAUAUGGAAAUACGAAAGCUUGCGAUUUUGGUAUUCACCAAGGCGGAUCCAUCCCCCGCUGGUUUUGUCUCGCAGUACAUGACCCAACUUCUCUCUGCUCUUGCGGAACGGCAAGGAUCUGUGGAUGAUUCUGACCAAAGAUAUCAAUGCGAACUUGCUUGCCAAGCACUAGAGGUCGCAGAGGUACUUCAUUCUGAUGAUGGAGCGGCAUAUGCGCACGCCGUGAUCGAUAUUCUCCAACGGGCCGAUGGACACUCUCUCAGCAGUCACCCAACAUCACCAACAUCAAGCAACAAAAGUACUACUUCUACUGGUACUCGGCGAAGUGGAAAGGGCCGUGGUGGUGUGAUCGAAGCUGCUGUAGAAAAAGUACUUUCUAUGCACGUAAAGAACAGACGACGUCUUCUUGCAAUCAUUUGCGGGAUACUUGCUCCCCCGACACAUUGGGACACCCAAAGGGACAUUUCUGUUACCCUACUCGUCGUAACAGCAGCAAUAGCCUGCGAAGCGAGUGGCACACCGCUAAACACCGCUCAAAUCCUCCUCGACUCAUUUGGGCAAUUACUCACAUCGGUGUCGCUUACUAUUCAAGAAAUGCUUCUUCUGGCAAUGUUGCGCCUCUCUGCAAUAGAAGGCAUCCAAUUAGAACAAGCAACGGCCCUCAUAGAGGAUCUGCGACUGAAGUCUCGAAAACAUAUUGCCGAUCGCUGUUUACAAUGUCUUGACCAAAUCUCCAAUCUUCCCAAGUUUCGCAAAAAGUUGUCGGUUCUCUCAUCAAUGACAAUCCCGGCAUUAUUAUCAACGCUUGAGCCACCGCGCCAGCCCGAGGCACCGAGAGGAGCGAUACACGAAGGAGGGGAGCCUACAAACCUGGCAAGGAAGAAGUUUGAUCCAGCUCCUCUGCGAUACACUGCAUAUGAGCCCGCUGAAAAAACAGCCGGCCACUCGCGAAAACCGUCUCAGUCCCUUCAUACUGAUCUGCUCAAAUCAAGACUCCCGGGUCAGCGCCAAUCCAGCAGCACAUCGAAAGGAGAUGACCUCAUUCAGUUGAGUAUCCUUGGUCGAAGUACAGACCGAACUCCUACCAGCUCACUGUUCUCGGGGCAGAAUGAGAACAAUGACAAUGAAUCUCCAUUUGCUACGACAAUCUCGACGACUCUAUCGGACCUUGGACCCCCACCUUUCCUCUCACGUACAAUAUCACCUCCAGUGUCCCCUCAACUAUCUCCGAGGCGACCUAUUCACUCCCCCCUUCAUUCACCAGGCGUCAAGACCCCAUCAGAGAGAUCACCAGUCGCCCGUGCAUUGCAACUUCAAUCAAACGCCAAGAUAGUGGACACAGAAAUUAAUUUUGAUAUCGAAUGGGACCGACUUGGAGCUCAGACAUCGACGACGUCACGAGGGUGGUUUGAAGGGGAGAUAGCAGCCAUAUUAGAUAUGCUACGCAAAAGACAGUCGCUUAUUAAAUUGACGACGAUAUUACACGACGGGACAGAGGCAAAGCUUCACGUUCGAGUCAAUAAUCAAACGGGCUUACUGCGCUUACGCCAAGAAGAAGAUCAGUCAACACUUUGGUUGCUCAGAUCGUCGGAUUCAGCUUUGAGAGGGACAGUCAAAAGCGUCUUGCAAGAAAACUAG